Vespula pensylvanica (western yellowjacket) is the source of this 915-nucleotide messenger RNA. RefSeq lists its product as uncharacterized. Gene Ontology annotation, cellular component: membrane. The coding region runs from base 334 to 915 and encodes 193 amino acids. NCBI's taxonomy places the organism in Eukaryota, Metazoa, Arthropoda, Insecta, Hymenoptera, Vespidae. The record is from RefSeq and is a predicted model, not a curated record. Gene Ontology annotation, molecular function: odorant binding; olfactory receptor activity. The transcript is spliced from 3 exons. Gene Ontology annotation, biological process: sensory perception of smell.
UUGCAAUUGUAUCGUGCAAUCGAAUUAUUUUCAAAUCGAUUAUAUAAACGUUUGAUUGGGUGGAUUGGAUUCGUAGAAAAGAAAAGAAAAGUAUGUUUAACGAUUUUACAGUUUUAUCAACUUUUCACGUCGGACAUUAAAUCGUUAUUGACUGCUGAUUUGCUGGAGAAAAUAUUAGGUGCUUUCUCGGUUGUCUCUACUUACAGUACAAUAUACUUUUGUUUUGCAACAGUUCGUAUCAUUCAUUUUUCUAACAUCUGAUCUUAUAGUUUUUCAUUAACAUGGAACAUUUAAUUACGUAGAAGAAAUUUAUUCGAUUUUAUAUAGAUUAAAAUGAUCUUCGCCCAUCUUAAAUUCGAUUACGAGCAAUUACGCGAAGAUGAUCAAUUCGAAAUUAUGGACAGAUAUAUGAAAGAAAGUAAAUUAUAUAUUACGAUUAUCGUUGGUAUUUGUAAUCUCUAUGUUAUGUCAAUAACGAUUCCAAGUGUUUUCAAUGUUAUCCUCCAUAUUUUUGGAUUAUUGGAUGAUAUUCAUUUAACAUUACCCUUACCUGUUAAUAAUAUUGUUAAUCCAGGACCAUCCUAUUAUAGUUUGUUAAUUUAUCAAAUAAUUGCUAUAUUCAUUAUAUUAAUAUUAGCCUGUAUAUGUUAUUCAUCGUAUUUGAUAUUCGUACAACACGCGUGUGUACAACUUAGUUUAAUAAUAUUGACGAUACGUAAACCAUUUAAAAAUAAUCAGGAUUACAUAGAGAUGACGUGUUGUAAUAUUACACCACGGGACGAAUUCGAUUGGAUAGUCGAAAUAAUAAAACGUUAUUCAAGAGUUACGGAGUUAGUUCGGAAUAAUUAUUUUUUUCUUACGUUCGUACUAAUUCAUUUUAAUAAAUUUUUUUCUCUUCCUUUCAAGGUACGUUGA